Molecule: messenger RNA, 2521 nt
Organism: Leptinotarsa decemlineata (Colorado potato beetle)
Lineage: Eukaryota; Metazoa; Arthropoda; Insecta; Coleoptera; Chrysomelidae
Source: RefSeq, a predicted model, not a curated record
AGGGGCAAAAAAUUUCUUAUUUUUUUUCUUUUGUCGUCUUGGUCGUUUUACUAGUAUAAGGUAAUUUUUCAUUUUCAUUUUUGAUUACAUUUACUGGAAAACAGUCUUCAUCUACUGCUACAUUUCAGUAGAUCUUUCUUGUGUGAAACCAACAUUAUAAAUAUGCCGAAGAAACGUAAUAGCAAGGCUUCAUUACCACCGGCUAAUAAAUUAUCACCAGAUUAUAUUGACAAAAUUAUAGUCGAAAUGGACGAAGAUAACGUUGGAAUAGAAAUGAAGAAGUUCGUUGUCUAUACUUUGGAGCGUAUGGUGAGAGUUGAAGUAUUCCGCUUUAGCAAAGAUGUACAAUCUGACACCAAUAGAUAUAAUCAUCGAGCAAUGCUAUGAUGAUUUUCCGAUGACUGCAGGUCUGAACGACAAGAUAUUGCAGUUGCUUAAAGUAAAAACAGAAAAUCUCCCCCGAGAUAAAAAAGACGUGAUUCUGGAAAUGGACGAGAUGCAGUUAGAUCCGGAAUUGAAGUAUCUUGAUAGGUUGGACUGCGUUGUUGGUUUUGAAGAUGAUGGUGAACACAAAACUCAAAAACAAGCUGAAUACGUUACUACUAUCUGGAUUCACAGCAUAGGCGGAACGUGGAUGAUGCCUCUUUGCUUCAUAUUUACCAGCGCCUCGGCCACUAUCGAACAGAUCAAACCUUUGCUGUUCAAAUCGAUUACGAAAGUGGAGGAAAUCGGCUUGGAUGUUCUGGGGCUCAUUACAAGGAUGCGAGUCAACUUUUAUGAUCUAAUGUUGCAUCUUGAAGUGUCUCCUGAGAAUCCAAAGUUCACAGUAGGCUCUAAAGAAGUAAUCUUUCUGUUCGAGGUACCCCAACUCAUGAACAUUACUCGCAAUACCUUAGAGAAAUAUAAACUUAAAUUUUACGAGUACCGAACAUCUUGGAAGCAUAUUAAAUCACUCUUUGAGAUCGAAUCUGAAACUCCUGGUCCCCAAAAGACGAAGCUCCGAAUGACACAUAUCAAACUAUCUAAAGAUGACAGAGUAGUUCCUCGUUAUUCAAUAGAAACCUUAAGUAAUUCUGUAGCUACAGAGUUGAGAGCUCACGUUAACGAAGGAAUGCUUUCCUCUGCUGCUGCUGGCACAGCAGAAUUCGUUGAAAUGUUCGAUAAACUUUUUGACCUUUUUAAUUCAAUCCAGGAGACUUCUGAAACGGAACUCACCAGUAGCUUCAAAGGAACUGAAGCACAGUGUAGGUUCAUUGACAGAGUUCUUGCGUUUUUUGAUAAUUUGAAGGUUUUCAACAAGGAAGGGAAAGAUUGCACGGGAGAAGUCAAGUUCAUGAAUGGUUGGCGCAUUACAAUUAAGGGCACGUUGCUGUUAUGGAACAUAAUGAAAGCUAAGAAUCAUCCAUACUUACUCACCCGUAAGUUGAACUGUGAAUGUUUGGACAAAUUCAAGAAUGUUUUGCUGGUUCCUAUCGCCAGUGCGAGUGGAUUGAUCUCUACACCAAGUUUUUAUUCGCUGUACUUACAAUUCUAUGUCACUUGUUAUUUUAUUAAUGAAAAAUUGCACGAUGAAAAUGAAGAGUUCAACAUCAGCCAUUAUGUGCGAAGAGUUUUUCGCAGGAUUCCUCCAAUCAGGCAUAAUAUCGGGAACACAGAAAUGAAUGCCAGCGAAUCCAAUUCAGAUAUAGAAGAUCUCAAUACUCGAUUUGGAGGUCUUAUGAGAGAACUCUUGGACCUCGGUCGAUGAGAACAGGUGGCCUUUUACCAAAUAAUGAAACAGCUUUAACUGAUGUUCCUUUUAGGAUUUCAUAUGAUGAAGUGAUAUAAGUUACCAAAUAUAAAAAUUUCUCAGAAUUUAUUUUAGAUGUGAAAAAUAUGUUUAUAUAUCCUUAUUUGUGUUCUUUGUUGGUGUGAAUUUGAGAGUUUUAGGGAUGUAUUUGAAAAAAUAACAAAGUUUAUGUAAUCCCCACUCUAUAACAAAAAUUUCAUUGCAGUCACAUUCAAGUAUAUAUGUAACAAGUGUGACAAAGAUUAUCCAAAUAAACCACAUUUUCUGAUGAACAAUUGACACAUAUCACCCAAGAAGGUCAGUUGAUAUGAUGAGCAAAUAACAGAGAUCACCAAAAUUGGUAUGUUCACCUUGUCAGUAUAAGUGAAUUUAUAUUUGGUGAUCAUUUAGAAUUUACUCAAAAAUUUUAAGCAGUAAGCAGUAGAAUAAAUUCAACUCCUGUUUCCUCAUUCACACCAAUCUCGUGAUAUUUUAUAGUAUUUUAGUUUUUAAGUCGAAUUAUUUUUUUUGUAUUGUUUUCAGUUUGUUAUGUUUAAUGUAUAUUUUGGAUUCUGUUUUCUAUGUGUAAGUGCCUUUGUCAGCUCACGAGACUUUACCAACUGUCGAUACUAGCUUAUUUGAAAUUUUAUCAAUCGAAGAACUGCAUAACGCUGUGAUUUUGUAUUUUUCUUACACUUCUACCACAACUAUUUAUUAUAAUAAACAUGAAUUUGCUGCAGUAGAUGCUUUUCA